AUGAAAACGUACCUUCAGGCAUACGAUCUAUGGAGUGCUGUGGAGAAUGAUGCCGAGCCACCUCCAUUGAGGGCCAAUCCCACUGUUGCUCAGAUGAGACAGCAUGCAGAGGAGACUGCCAAGAAGCCUAAAGCCAUGGCCUGCUUGCAGAAUAGAGUAUCUGAUGUUAUUUUCACUCGCAUUAUGGCAUGUGACUCACCUAAGCAAGCUUGGGAUAGGUUGAAGGAGGAAUUUAUAGGGUCUGAAAAGACUAGACAGCAACAGCUGAUUAAUCUAAGGAGAGAUUUCGAAAAUCUCAAGAUGAAAGAAGCUGAGACCAUUAAGCAGUAUGCAGAUAAAAUAAUGGCCACAGUGAACAAUAUAAGGCUGCUUGGUGUAGACUUUGCUGAAAGUAGGGUGGUUGAGAAGGUGAUCACCACACUUCCUGAGAGAUUCGAGUCUAAGAUAUCUUCAUUGGAGGACUCAAGAGACCUUACAACCAUUUCUUUAUCAGAAUUGGUGAACUCACUCUAUGCUUUGGAGCAGAGAAGGGCUAAUAGGCAGGGAGAAAACUCUGAGGGAGCCUUUCAAGCAAAGGCCAAAGAGAGCUCUAGUGCAAAUCAAAGAGGCAAGAAGCCUUGGCUUGACAAGAAGGAUAAAAACAGAAAGGAUUCAAGCAAGAAGACCUACCCACCAUGCACUCAUUGCAAAAGAACCACACACUCAGAAAGAAACUGUUAG
Molecule: messenger RNA, 720 nt
Organism: Gossypium arboreum
Lineage: Eukaryota; Viridiplantae; Streptophyta; Magnoliopsida; Malvales; Malvaceae
Exons: 1
Coding region: 1-720 (239 amino acids)
Source: RefSeq, a predicted model, not a curated record